CAGAUGAGCCAGUCUGUGCAAAAGAAUUUUCUUUUUGGUUCAGCGGCAUUAUUGCGAACCCUGAAGAGAUCUCUCCACCCUCAUCUUCAGCCCACUCCUCCGUACCCUCUACCUCCUCCCUUACAUAAGAUAUGCUGUCUGAUAGCAACACAUAGCUUUUGUACACUGCUGGGGGUUGGUUCCGGUGGUGUGCGUGUUUUUUGCAGCACGUGUGCGCGUACAUCUCUCUGUGUGCAGCCUUGUCGAUCUUUCGUCUACGAUCAUGGCCAUGAACCUCUCGGAAGCCGGCAAUUCACUGUUGAUCUACUUGGGUGUGACUCUGGUUUUUGGAGGAGCAAUCUUUUACCGAGCUAAAAAGAAGCACGUGGAGAAAGAGAUGCCUUUCUGGUGUGGUCUCUUCAUGCUUUUUGUUCUGGAGAUCCUGUGUUUUGCCACGCUGCGAAGUUUGCUGGGCUUGGCUGUCUUCUCUCUGGCAUGCCUCCUUUACUGUUUUUAUAUACCUGCUUCAGCAAUGCUACCUGUGGACCAAAAAGCCGUGCUCAUCACAGGAAGCGACUCUGGGAUUGGACAUGAGCUUGCCAAGUUCCUGGACCGCUCAGGAUUCGUUGUGUUUGCGGGCGUUUUGAACGAGAGAGGGCCCGGGGCAGAAGAGCUGAGGAGAGCCAGUUCAGAAAGGCUUUCUGUCCUGCAGUUGGACAUCACCGAUUCUCAGCAAAUACAAGAAGCUUUUCUUGAAGUAAAAAAAAAGUUGAAAAAUGCAGCUCUUUGGGGCAUCGUCAACAAUGCUGGGAUACUGGGAUUCCCUGCCGAUGCUGAAUUGCUUCCCAUGAGUAACUACAAGCGAUGCAUGGAGGUAAAUUUCUUUGGUCCCGUCGAAGUGUCAAAAGCAUUUAUGCCAUUACUCCGAAAAUCCAAAGGACGGCUAAUUAACAUAUCAAGUAUGGCAGGAGGUAUCCCGAUGCCGAAGUUUGCAGCUUAUGGAGCAUCCAAAGCAGCCCUGUCCAUGUUUUCUGGAGUAAUGAGGCAGGAGCUUUCCAAAUGGGGUAUUAAAGUGGCUGUUGUUCAUCCAUCAGCCUUCAGAACUUCGAUCCAGGGAACACCCGAGCAGUGGAGUAAGUUAGAACAGAAUCUUCUUGAGAAGCUCACACCAGAUGUGAAGGAAGAUUACGGUGAAGAUUAUAUCCUUGCUCUGAAGAACAUUCUACCCCACAUACCGACUACUUCCAGGCCUGAUCUGUCCCCUGUCCUCUUAGAUGUGUGGCAUGCAUUACUGGCAGUAAGGCCACAGGGUCUGUACACUCCAGGCAAGAGUGCUUACAAAUACCUCUUCAUCUUCCACUAUUUCCCUCUCUGGUUUUACGACCGAUACAUGAGUAAACUCGAACGGGACUCAUAUGCGCCAAAAGCUCUCAAAGCAACACAGACCAAAAACAAAAACUCAUAGGAUUUCCAGAAGAACUUGCAUCGUGCAAAAAUUUAAGAUAACAUGGAUUUAGCCAUUGGCAAUUAUAGAGGAUGAAGCCGCUCUUCACUUUUUAAGAGUGCUCCAUGGUUUAUUAAAACAUUCUAAAUGUGAUAGAAUAGGUUAAUAGUAUUCAAACAGGCAUCAUCCCAUAGGACUGCCCAGUUAAUUGCAUUCUUCCGUCACUUACAUUAUCACUCGUCCUAAGCCGAACACCUCGUGGUAUUUUGUGAUCAUUUAUUUUCACAACAACUGCCCUUCCCUGUUUCAGACACCUUUCAGUGCCCCUUAUGAACAUGUUUAAAUUGCCCUCACUCUGGAUUGUCUUGACAUGUCCUCAUUACACAGCCAAAUCAGGUGGGUGACAUGGUGUCAUGAUGUUAUCCCACUAUAUGAUUCCUUUUUUUAUUAAAAUCAAUUUUUUAUUGAAUGGGUUAACAUACAUUCCCAUAAUACAUAAUACAACUACAUUUACCCUUUAAAUCAGUAUAUAUGCCCCCAUCCCUUCCCCCUCCCCCUUUCCCCUUUUUGACUCCCAACAGCACUAUAACCCCUUUAUUUCUGAUUAUUAUCUCUAUUCAAAUACUUGUCCCUAUUAUAAAAGGUAAAGCUUUUACUUAUUCUCUAUAGAGCUUAAUAAUUGUCCAGAGACCACAACUGUCCUUUCACAUCCCACUUACUUUCAAGAUACUCCUUAAGUUUCCCCCAGUCAUUUAAAAAUUCACUUGGAUUUCGUUCUUCCCACUAUAUGAUUCCUGAUGGAGCAAGAUCACCCCUGUGAUUAUCCCACGAAAGAGGAAGUGUGAACGAAUGGUGCAGAAUAAAAGGGAAACCGUAUAUGGUAUGGGAUUUUUAAAAAGAGGAAUACUCACUUAUUUGGAAGACAUUUCCACUGUACCAAAAUCAUGAGUUUUGACCGAGUAAUUAAAAACAGAGAAUAUCCAUGUUAGCACAUAAUGUGAAUGAAUAAUUGACAGUGAUGAGAGACAACAGAGAACAAAGAGUCGGUUGGAUGAAGAAUAGCUUUUCAGUUAGGUCGACAUCUUGACAGAGCCUCAGUAGUCUCAGCUGGCAGCCUGGAGACCCAACCGACCAUUCAGGAAGUGUCCUGACACUAUCUAACAGUGAAAUCCUAGGCAGAGUCACUCCAGUCUAAGCCUAUUGAUUUCAGUGGGCUUAGAUUGGAGUAACUCUGCUUAGGAUUUCACUGUAAUUGUGUUACGUGCUGCAGUUUCACCCAGGUUCCCUUGACCCAGGAUUAACAAGGUGCAUGUCAAGGAUGUAAUAAAUUAGCAAACAGCUCUUUGGAAUGCUGACUCCAAAGCAGUGAGUUUUUCUUACCUUCGUGCCAGCAAGGAAUCCUUUGCCAAAGAUGACGAAAGAAGAGGUGUAUAUGGACAUUUUUCAGGUAGUCAUAAACAUAAAUCAAAGAUUUGUUAUGCUAUGCUCAAGGAGAGAAAUGUGACUGCUCUAAUUAUAUAAUUGUAACUUAUCAGUACUUUGUCCAGGUCACUGCGACCGGAGUUAAUGAUCCGAGAGGUUGCUUUCAUGCAAGGCAGAAUUUGAGUUGGAGCUUCCUGAAACCUGGCUGCUUUCACGCCCUAGGCUAGGAGUGUACCAUUCACAUCAGUUUUUAAAACUUGACGAAAACAUUGGAGAUGUUUUUGUCAGGGCUUGGCUGACAGCCGAAAGAGGCAUGGUGUCAGGUAUGUGCAGGAGAUGUCUGACUUUCAAAAGCCUGUUGUGGAGCAAAAGCUUAGACAAUGGAGCGUAAGUUCACACGCAUGCAAGAAAAUUUAUCUACAGAUUCCUUUGUCAU
Eublepharis macularius is the source of this 3281-nucleotide messenger RNA. RefSeq names its product hydroxysteroid 17-beta dehydrogenase 2 (gene HSD17B2). Bases 263 to 1444 code for a protein of 393 amino acids. Gene Ontology annotation, molecular function: oxidoreductase activity. NCBI's taxonomy places the organism in Eukaryota, Metazoa, Chordata, Lepidosauria, Squamata, Eublepharidae. The record is from RefSeq and is a predicted model, not a curated record. The transcript has 5 exons.